Fusarium poae is the source of this 2019-nucleotide messenger RNA. RefSeq lists its product as uncharacterized. Gene Ontology annotation, molecular function: protein binding; mRNA binding; translation initiation factor activity. NCBI's taxonomy places the organism in Eukaryota, Fungi, Ascomycota, Sordariomycetes, Hypocreales, Nectriaceae. Gene Ontology annotation, biological process: translational initiation. Gene Ontology annotation, cellular component: cytosolic small ribosomal subunit. The coding region runs from base 1 to 2019 and encodes 672 amino acids. The transcript is spliced from 2 exons. The record is from RefSeq and is a predicted model, not a curated record.
AUGGCGUCUCCGCUGCAGUAUGCCUACCGAACCCAGAAGACCAUCGGCGUCUUUGACGCUGCGCCUGUCUACGAGUCUCUCGCUGGGUUCAACAAGCCCGAGGGCAACCUCCGAUACUGCAUUUAUUCGCCCUGUGGACGUUACUUCGGUUGGGCCUCCAAUGAGGUUGUCACCGUUGUUGAUGCCUCGACUGGUCAGCAGGUCCUUUCUCUCCCCAUCCUCAACGUUUACGAACUCGGUUUCUCUCCUCGUGGCACUUUCGUCAUUACCUGGGAGCGCCCUGGCAAGGAUGAGAACGGCGAUGCCACCAAGAACCUCAAGGUCUGGCGUGUUGUAGAGGAGGGUGUUGCUGGUCAGGACAAGCAGCCCCUUGGCCGCUUUGUUCAGAAGCAGCAGCAAGGCUGGAACCUUCAGUACACAGCUGAUGAGAAGUACUGUGCUCGUGUCGUAACAAAUGAAGUCCAAUUCUACGAGAGCCACGACCUCGUCACGGUCUGGAACAAACUCCGAGUCGAGGGUGUUACCAACUUUGCCCUUGCUCCUGGCAGCCAGAACCAUGCUGUCGCCGUCUUUGUUCCCGAGCGCAAGGGUCAACCCGCCGCCGUCAAGGUCUUUAACGUUCCCCUCUUCAACAACCCUAUCUCGCAAAAGACCUUCUUCAAGGGAGACAAGGUCCAACUGAAGUGGAACAAGCUGGGCUCCAGCCUUCUGGUCCUGGCACAAACUGACGUUGAUCGCUCAGGCAAGAGUUACUACGGCGAGACCACCCUGUAUCUACUAAGCACUACUGGCGCUUUCGAUGCUCGUGUGUCCCUGGAUAAGGAGGGUCCUAUCCAUGAUGUUUCUUGGUCGCCCAACUCGAGAGAGUUUGGUGUUGUCUAUGGUUACAUGCCUGCCAAGGCCACCAUCUUCAACCAUCGCGCUGUUGCGACUCACUCGUUCCCGAUUGGUCCUCGAAACACCAUCACAUUCUCACCAACUGGUCGUUUUGUUUUGGUUGCAGGAUUCGGCAACCUUGCUGGUCAGAUCGAUAUUUAUGACCUCGAGAAAGAUUUCCGAAAGGUCACCACUAUCGAGAGCGGAAACCCCAGUGUCUGCGAGUGGAGUCCUGACAGCCGUUACAUCAUGACUGCUACAACUUCUCCUCGACUCCGUGUGGAUAAUGGUAUUAAGUUGUGGCACGUUAGCGGCGGCAUCAUGUACAACGAGGAUAUGGUCGAGUUGUACAAUGUUAUCUGGCGACCUCAGGGUCCUGAGAACAUUGCUCCCGGUGACCCCUUGAGCCCCAUUCCUACACCUCACUCCUCUGCCACGGCGCUCUUGGCCACGGCCAAACCCCCUAGUAAGCCUGCUGGUGCUUACCGUCCUCCUGGCGCUCGUGGUUUGGCCACGCCCCUUCACUUCAAACGCGAAGAUGAGGGCGGUGCUGCCCAUGUCGUAGGCAAUGGUGUUCCAAAUGUUGGUCCUAACGGUUUCGGUCGCCCACGCCGGGGUGUGCCAGGUGCGGAAUUUGCUGAGCAGACUCCUGCCGUCAGGACUGUUCCGGGUGCUGAGCCCAUGGGCGAUGAGAACUCGUCCAAGUCCAAGAAUAAGAAGAAGAGAAACAAGAAGAACGCCCAGGGCGAGAGUGGUCGACCUCAAGGCGAGCCUAACGGUGGAGCCAGCCUGGCUCCUCCCUCUCAUGACCGAGGCCAUGAUGGUCGCAGCCCCGAGCGACGCAACCAUCGCAACAGAAGCCAGUCGCGCAACAACCAACCUCGUAGCCGAAGCAAUACACACCGUAACGGCCAUGGAAAUCAGCAGCAAACCCAAGGCUCCGGUGCUGCCGCUGCCGCCGCUGAUGCAUCUCAGAACCCCAACGCUAAGAAGAUUCGUAGUCUCCAGAAGAAGGUUCGCGCCAUUGAGGAUCUUGAAAUGCGUCUGGCAGGUGGAGAAAAGCUAGAGGAUACCCAGCUUAAGAAAAUCAACACAAAGUCGUCUGUGCUGAAGGAGCUCGAUGGUUUAGAAAAGGAGAACUAA